Molecule: messenger RNA, 1928 nt
Organism: Epinephelus moara (kelp grouper)
Lineage: Eukaryota; Metazoa; Chordata; Actinopteri; Perciformes; Serranidae
Product: high affinity immunoglobulin gamma Fc receptor I-like
Exons: 9
Coding region: 460-1545 (361 amino acids)
Biological process (GO): cell surface receptor signaling pathway
Molecular function (GO): transmembrane signaling receptor activity
Source: RefSeq, a predicted model, not a curated record
CUUGAGUUGAGCUCAGACCGGCCAGUUCACACCGCUGCUACUAAUCUCUGCAAUGUUUGAAAAUGGUUUCAUCUAAUCAAGAAUCUUUGGUCUGAACUGGACUUUACAUGUUGUUGUUGUGUCUGUGUGAGUUUCCUCUCACAACCCAAAGACAUGCAGGUUAACUAAAGACUCUAAAGACUAGGUGUGAAUGUGUCCAUCUGUCUGUCUCCACCACCGAGAGCUGGGUCUCACUGACAUUCUUAUUUCAGAUGUGCACAGGCCAGUUUUUGUUCUUUUACUCUGUUCAGAUGUUUUAUGACUUCUGACAUGCGAGAGACAGCAAAAGAAAAAAGCCUAUUUCCUGCUAACUGGUUGGCUGAAACCCACAACAGAGACACACACAGAGGAAGGAGGUGGGCUUUACUCUGUGUUAACAGUUAACAUACGCGUGCCGAUCUCAGAUGACCGAGAUAUGAAAUGGAGGAAUCAUCGUUACAGUGGCUGCUGGUUGUGACCUCACUGCUGAGCAGCACAACAAACCAAGCCUCUCUGACUGUGAGUCCCAGCAGCUCUCAGAUGUUUAAAGGACAGUCUGUCUCUCUGAGCUGUGAGGAGGACGACAGCUCUGCUGGAUGGACUCUGAGGAGGAACACAACCAGAGACACCAGAACUGAAUGUGGAAAACCUGCUGGUUCUGUCUGUAACAUCAGCUUCAUCUUCUCAUGGGACAGUGGAGUUUACUGGUGUGAGUCCAGAGAGGGAGCAACCAGUAAGAGCAUCAACAUCAGUGUCACUGGUGGAUCAGUGAUCCUGCAGAGUCCUGUCCUCCCUGUGAUGGAGGGACAUGAUGUCACUCUGCACUGUAAAACAAAGACGUCCUCCAACCUCCCAGCUGCUUUCUAUAAAGAUGGCUCCUUCAUCAGGACUGAGCCUGCAGGUCACAUGACCAUCCGCCAUGUAACCAGGUCUGAUGAAGGCCUCUACAAGUGUGACAUCACAGGUCAUGGAGAGUCUCCACCCAGCUGGCUCACUGUCACAGGGAAACCCUCCACAACAAGUCCUCCCACAUAUACUUCUGGUCUUUCCUCCUCUUCCUCGCCUAAACCUACCUCUGGUUCCCCUCCUGACUCCAUAUUACCAUCUGUGGUUACACCUGUCUGUGUUCUGGUGUUGCUGGUGUUGCUGGUGUUGCUGGUUCAACUGGUGAGACGAUGCAUCCACAGGAAACCUAAAGCUGCUGAAGUUGGAGAUGAUGACAUCAGAGAUGACAUCACAUACACUGAUGUCAAUAUAUCACGUAACCUACAACAGCCAAUCAGACGGAGCAAAGAGAGCGAUUCAGCUGCCGUCUACUCAGCAUUGAGAGGAGCAGACGACGUCAGCUACGGACAAAUAGUCUUCAAAGACAUCAGAUCAAACAGGAAGAGAGAGCGCGAACCAGCUGCAGUUUACUCAGCAGUGAAAAGAAAAGAAGACGUCAGUUAUGGACAAAUAGAGAUCAGGCCGAACAGGAGGAGAGAGCCUCCAGCAGAGCCACAGGUCGUCUACUCUUCACUGAGGUAGACCUUCACACCUUCACACCAGUCCAACCAGUGAAGUCCAGCUGGCCUGUCACUGGUCCCCACAGCCCCUCACACCUCAGGACAUUCAUGGGCUUUAUUUCUUAUUUCUAUAUGUGAAAGUUAAAUGAGACUGGUGCAGCUACAGAGAGACAAACAGCUUCACUUUACACAUUAUUGUUUUACUUUUCUUUGGAUAAAUAACUUGUUAAAUACUUAUUUUUUUAGGUGGUAGUGUUUCAGUAGGGUGAAGAACACCGACAUGUUUCUACUGAACAGAAGCUGCUGAUAAUAAUGAACUUUACUGCUCUAAUAUUGAUAUCAAGUGGUGUCUCUGCAGGAUCAAUAAACUCUGGUAUCUCACUGGAAAGCUGGAAACUCACAAAA